GAUCUAUCUCCAAAAAAUUGGGAAGGAUAGCGUGAUGUUGCUAUUUGCGGACACAGCUAGUGCUUGCUUGAUGCUGCUCUUUGGGUUCUCGUCCAGCUCACCUCCUCCAGCACAAAAGAUGAGGCAUAGCACCCGCGCCACAAAGCUGUGUGCCUGUACGGGCCAGUCGGGCCAUAGAAAAGCCCCACCAUAGAAGGCACCAAAGAGCCAAAGAUAAACCAUCAAUCAAGCGGCAAGAACAGACAGACAACACAUCAACACAAAAAAAAGAGAAUGAUGAAAUGGGCUAGGUGCUGCAUUGGCCUUGCUCUCGUGCUACCCACUGGUGUGCGAGCUGUUGGUGGUUUCUUCGGAGCUGAAAAUGAUGAUGGGACUCUGCAGACAGGACAAGCCAUGGCCUUUGGAGUGGAAGGCAACGAUGUCACAGUAGUUUAUCAAAUCCGUUAUGGGGGAGGAAACAACUACGGCAGGAACUUUAGCUGGGUGAUUCCUGUCCCAAACAGACCAACCAAUGUGGAUGUGGGAUCUGAUGUCCUCUUCCAACAAUUUCUCAAUGUGACCAAACCAAUCUUUGAAUUGGAGACUAUCAGUGGGGAGAGUGCCGUUUCCCUUGGUGACACCAUCCCUUGCAACAGCCGUGUGGAGUACACUACUGAAUGGUGUGAUGAGGGAGGAGCUCAAGAAUUCGUUAUUUCCUCUACAACACGUAACCCUUUAGAACCACAAACAAUCGGACCAUAUGAAUAUGUCAUACUGGAACCUGGCCAGAACGCUGAUCCCACUCAAGUCCUUCGAUAUUUGAGGAUCAACGGUUACACUCAAUCACGAGGAUCCGACGCACUGUUGAACUUUUAUUCCAAACAAGGAUACGCAUUCAUUGUGCUGAGGCUUAGGGGAUCCAAUGUUGGAUAUAUACAACCACUCAUUGUGACGUAUCCCCAAAAUGAAGAACCAGAAAUGGGUAUUUCCAUAUCCCUUCGCAGUCCAGCGGCAACCAUUCCCUUUCAAAUGGCCAGCAACUCGGUGAAAACAGAUUGGAACUAUCAGCCAAUUCGUGUGUAUGCUCUGGGCUCCGCGCGGGCUGUACCCUUGAAUUUUCUUGAGGUAGAACUGGAUGAUGCACAGGCAGACUGGUUGAAGACUGGUCAAUGCUUUAUCAAGGAAGCAGCCCACACCAUUUCCGGUGUUGAUGACUGCCACUUGUUGGAUUAUUUGGAUAGAUUCAGCGAGGCUACUAUGGAACUGGCAAACCAUUCCUUUGUCACCGAAUAUGCUGGUACCAGCAGCAUCAUGGACAAUAAACUCUUCAUCAAUUUGACAGCAGAAGAAAUUGAAAACACUACUUCGUGGGAAGAUUUUCAGGACUGCUGUCUUCCACGUCUUCCGGAGACAGAGCUGGUGAUUACAACUCUGACAGAGUUUGGAGUUGUCUUCCGUUCCCGAUGUGGAAGUUUGUGUGACCGCUGGGGCUUCGAUGACGAUAGAGAAUGGAAUGCCACUGGUUUGGCGUUGGAAUUAGAUGAAAGGUUCUUUCAGCCUGCCAUCGAAGCCCAAGCCUGGGUUGACAAGUUCCCUUAUCUGACUGCCAUGUUUGCUCGUUUGAGCACUGAGACAUUGUCCAAAGAUGCAUUUUUCACGUUCAACUCCGCACUCCCUCCAGUGGACAAUGUUCACCGAGCAACUGCCUUUGCUCCUUGUGGUAGCAAUGGGACUGUUAUCAUUACAGUGCCAGAUGAUGGCAAUCCAGCUUGUGGUAGUGAAUUGGAAGUGAGUUUACUGUUGAACGCAUUUCAAGCUUUGAAUCCUGACACAUCCAAAGCCAAAAGAGUCACUGCCUGGGGAUUUCAGUGGGACCCCCCAAUCCACGUGUCUAGAUUGCAAGAUGGUACCUUUGACUUUGAUGAGAUUGCGACUGCAAUAUCCUAUGGGGACUCUCUUGUUGUGGAUCAGACCAUCCCUGAAUACAUCGCCCAAGAGCAAGAACUUCUAGAAGAUGCAAUCGAUCCUCUUUCCUCAGAGGUUGAAGAUGCUGUCAUUCUCAAGUCCAAUCUGAAUGAAAACGAUGCCAAGGAGGACUUGGCCCGUGAAUCCACCCCAGUGACCUCCUCAGCUUCUUCCCCCUAUUUUUCUGCGGCCGUUUCUGUUCUUGCUUGGUUGACCCUGUACAUGUAAAAACUACACAUUUCGAUCGAUAUAAAAGCACCGUCUAAAGUCUGGGACGUACCAAUUUGCUGGAUACGGUGCCGCACUAGUAUGCAUUGGUUAGACUAACUGUUUAUUCAAU
Messenger RNA from Seminavis robusta, 2284 nucleotides. NCBI's taxonomy places the organism in Eukaryota, Bacillariophyta, Bacillariophyceae, Naviculales, Naviculaceae. The record is from the annotation of a GenBank genome assembly.